AUGUAUUUUGUUCCUUAUGAGAGUCAAACUAAAGACUUCCAAGACGUGGACACAUUUGUCCGCCUCCCGCCGUUCUCGUGGAAGAAAAUGUGGCAGUUCACGGGCCCUGGGCUGCUAAUCAGCGUGGUGUUUCUUGAUCCAGGAAACAUAGAGGGCGAUUUGCAGGCCGGGGCGAUAGGGGGAUACUCGCUCCUGUGGCUGAUGAUGUGGGCCUCGGCGGUGGGCCUGUUGAUCCAGUUGCUGUCGGCGAGGCUCGGGGUGGCGACGGGCCGGAACCUGGCGGAGCUGUGCAAGGAGGAGUAUCCGUACUGGGCAGGGCUUUUGCUGUGGGUCAUGACGGAGGUGGCCUUGAUUGGGGCUGAUAUGCAGGAGGUGAUUGGGAGUGCUAUUGCUAUUAGCAUUCUGAGUCAUGGCGUUUUGCCUCUUUGGGCUGGUGUUCUUAUUACGGCUAUUGAUUGUUUCAUUUUUCUGUUUCUUGAGAACUACGGAGUAAGGAAAAUAGAAGCUGUUUUUGCUGUUUUCAUCUCAAUGAUGGCGCUGGCGUUUGCUUGGAUGUUUGUCGAUACAAAGCCUAGUGGAAAGGAACUAGCAAUAGGUCUUUUGGUUCCAAAACUAAGCUCAAAAACAAUUCGACAGGCGGUUGGAAUCGUGGGUUCUGUCAUUACGCCUUACAAUGUGUUUCUACAUUCAGCUUUAGUACAAUCAAGGAAUAUCAACCCUAAAGAGAUUGGUCGCGUCAAAGAGGCUCUCAAAUACUACUCCAUCGAAUCCUCAGUCGCCCUUCUUGUCUCUUUUGCUAUCAACUUAUUUGUCACAUCCGUCUUUGCUGUUGGAUUCUACGGCUCUAAACAUGCUAGUAGCGUAGGCCUUGCAAAUGCAGGGGAAUAUCUCCAAGACAAAUAUGGGGGAGGACUAAUUCCUAUAUAUUACAUUUGGGGAAUUGGGUUAUUAGUAGUAGGGCAAAGUAGCACCAUAACGGGCACCUACGCCGGCCAGUUUAUAAUGGAAGGUUUUCUAGAUCUUCCGUUAAAGAAAUGGCAAAGAUCAUUGAUAUCGCGAAGUUGUGCAAUCGUUCCAAUUGUUAUUGUGGCUCUUGUUUUUAAGAGAUCAGAAGGUACGCUGGAUGCGCUGAAUGAGUGGCUCAAUGUGCUCGAAUCUAUGCAAAUUCCUUUUGCACUCAUCCCUCUUUUUACCUUGGUGUCCAAGGAGCAGAUCAUGGGGGUCUUCAAAAUCGGACCUGCUCUGGAGAGGGUCGUGUGGAUCGUGACUGCCCUAGUAAUGGCGAUCAACGGGUACGUUUUGCUGGACUUUUUCCGCUCCAAGAUUAAUGGAUUCCUGCUUAGUUUUUUGACCUGCGCCGGGACUGCUGCCUAUAUAGCAUUCAUGUUGUAUCUAAUUUCAUUCUGUGGCGCCCGACCCUAUUCUUGGGUAAGACUGAUACGCUCCGACGGAAACGAGCAUUCCAGUAAUUAA
This is a messenger RNA of Rhododendron vialii, 1473 nucleotides long. RefSeq names its product metal transporter Nramp2-like. Lineage: Eukaryota; Viridiplantae; Streptophyta; Magnoliopsida; Ericales; Ericaceae. Gene Ontology annotation, cellular component: membrane. Gene Ontology annotation, molecular function: cadmium ion transmembrane transporter activity; manganese ion transmembrane transporter activity. The record is from RefSeq and is a predicted model, not a curated record. The transcript has 6 exons. Gene Ontology annotation, biological process: metal ion transport. The coding region runs from base 1 to 1473 and encodes 490 amino acids.